UCGACGGCCCCGCACCGUUGAUCAAGAAUUGUAGCGAAUGUCAGCUUUCGCGACGAACAAAUCGGUAAAAAGCGGCUGCGGUCAUUUGUUGAAUCGCGCGAUAAACGCGCUUCCCUUCGAGUUACACAUCCCUGGCUAUCAGUUUUGCGGACCAGGAACGCACUUGGAAAAGCGAUUAGCUAGAGGCGAUCGGGGUAUAAAUCCGCUGGACGCGGCGUGCCGCGAACACGAUAUCGCGUAUUCUCGAAGCAACGAGCUUGCCGACAGACACGCAGCGGACGAAAUACUCGCCAACAAAGCACGAAAACGCGUAAUCGCGAAAGAUUCGGCUCUCGGAGAAAGAGCCGCCGCUGCUGCCGUCUGGGCAGCUAUGAAAACCAAGACAAAGAUCGGUAUGGGCGUAAAGAGCAAGAAGAAGAGGACGACGACGAAGAAAAAAAAACGUAUACUUCCGGCAGCAAAACGAGGCGGUGCAUUACCGAUUCUACCGAUAUUAGGCGCGCUCGGAUCAUUGAUCGGCGGAGCGGCCGGCGUGGCAAAGGCGGUAAACGACCGCAAAGCCACGCGACGUCAACUCGAAGAGCUGCAACGUCACAAUCGCGCGAUGGAAGGUCGCGGAGUGUAUCUCGCUCCGUACAAAGGCGGGCGAGGGCUGUAUCUCGCCCCAUACAAGUACGGAAAAGGCGUAAAAGCGAAAAGGAAAAAUACUUCAAAGAGGCGUUAAAAAAAUUCAUGGGUGCGAUGACAAACGUGCAAUUACAUCAUUUGGCUAUUCGUAUGCGUAUUCCAUAUUUCAGAGGAGUGUUUAUGCGUAACGCGUUACCGAUAAGCGGCGCGCGUCUAAAUGAAAGCGGUAUCGUAAACCUGGACGAUGCGGCGGGCCCCGGUACUCACUGGGUAGCGUACGUAAAGAGAGACAAUCACGUAAUGUAUUUCGAUAGUUUCGGAAAUCUUCGACCACCUAGAGAACUCGUACGAUAUUUCGGAGACGGUGUGACUAAAAUAGAAUACAAUCAAACGUCUUAUCAAACCUACGAUCAGAGCAUCUGCGGACAACUUUGUCUGCUAUUUUUACACUCGAUUUAAAGACUGACGUUGCGCUGUUUAAACUCAGUAUUCGUUCAAACAUGUCGCUGACGCUUACGCUGAGCGGUGAGAGCAGCAUUCUGACAGCGAGGUACUCUCCCGCUAUAGAGUUGAACGACGAUGACUACGAGCUCGGUCUAGCGAUCUUUGAAACAUAUAAUACGAUACCGAAUGUGAAUGCUUCGAACAAUAAAUUUUACUUUGGUAAAGACAACGUGGAGAUUACGAUUCCUGAGGGAUCGUACGAGCUGCAUGCCAUAAACGAGUUUUUAAAACGCGAGAUUUCACAAAUACGCCCGCGACGCGACGAGGCUCGUUCAAACGUUACGCGCGGUGACAUCGCGAUUAAAGACAAUAAUGCUGGGGAUGAAGACCCGAUAACGAUCCGCGCAAACUACAAUACGAUGAGAUGU
This is a messenger RNA of Monomorium pharaonis (pharaoh ant), 1499 nucleotides long. RefSeq lists its product as uncharacterized. Gene Ontology annotation, molecular function: structural molecule activity; A2-type glycerophospholipase activity. Bases 38 to 724 code for a protein of 228 amino acids. Lineage: Eukaryota; Metazoa; Arthropoda; Insecta; Hymenoptera; Formicidae. The record is from RefSeq and is a predicted model, not a curated record. The transcript has a single exon. Gene Ontology annotation, biological process: phospholipid metabolic process; arachidonate secretion.